Brassica rapa (field mustard) is the source of this 2088-nucleotide messenger RNA. RefSeq names its product ATP-dependent DNA helicase pif1-like. Gene Ontology annotation, molecular function: DNA helicase activity. Lineage: Eukaryota; Viridiplantae; Streptophyta; Magnoliopsida; Brassicales; Brassicaceae. The record is from RefSeq and is a predicted model, not a curated record. Gene Ontology annotation, biological process: telomere maintenance; DNA repair.
AAUUCGUGUGGGAUUCAGAUGCAAAAACGUGGUCACCAAGGAAACAAGGAUUCAGCAUAGGAAGAAUAGCAAACAUUCAUCCAACAGCAGGAGAUUUAUAUUAUUUGAGAAUGUUACUAAAUAUACUCAAAGGUCCGACAAGCUUUGAUGAUAUGAAAACAGUUGACAAUGUCAAACACAAGUCAUUCAAAGAAGCAUGUUAUGCAAGAGGAUUGUUGAAUGGUGAUUCAGAAUGGAAAGAGGCUAUGGAUGAAGCAGCACAAUAUGCAUAUCCUUUCCAGCUUCGCCAUCUUUUUGUGACAUUGUUACUCUACUGCGAAUUAAGUAGUCCUCUUAUUCUAUGGGAGCAUUGUUGGCGUCACUUAGCUGAAGACAUAGCCCAUAAACAGAGACAGACAUUCAACUUCGAGGCCCAACAAUUCACAGAUGAAGAGCUACAAAGCUAUACACUUAUAGAAAUAGAGAGGAUUCUAGCGCAAAAUGAUAAAUCACUAACCGAUUUUGACGACAUGCCAAAGCCAGACAGUGAAUUGUUGAAGAAAAUGAAAAAUUCAAUGCUCAGAGAUGAAACGACUUACAAUAUGCUUGAACAAGAAGAAGAGCAUAGAAAGUUAAUACAAACAUUAAAUGAGGAGCAGAAGAAAGUAUAUGAAGCUGUUAUUGACUCGGUUAACUGUAUGAAAGGGAAAUUAUUUUUUCUCAAUGGACCAGGAGGGACAGGAAAAACCUAUGUCUAUAAGACAAUCAUCUCAAGGUUAAGAUCACAAAGAAAAAUUGUACUACCAGUGGCAUCAUCUGGAAUUGCAGCUACACUUUUACCUAAUGGUAGAACAGCACAUUCGCGUUUCAAGAUUCCGAUAGAUCUUCACCAAGACAGUAUGUGCAACAUUAGUCGUGGUACCAUGCUUUCUGAAUUACUUGAAAAAACUGAUCUCAUCAUCUGGGAUGAAGCACCUAUGUGCCAUCGAUUUGUUUUUGAAGCUCUUGAUAGGACUUUGCGAGAUAUACUCUCUGUGGCAGAUCCAGAUGCAGCAACAAAGCCCUUUGGAGGGAAAACAGUACUCCUUGGUGGUGAUUUUAGACAAAUUCUGCCAGUCAUUCCACAAGGCACAAGGCAACAAACUGUUAUGGCAACAAUCAACCGUUCAUAUUUAUGGAAUUACUGCUCUAUAUUCACUCUUGAGAAAAAUAUGAGGUUGCACCAAGCUGAGAAAGAUUUUGCUAAAUGGCUAUUAGGUAUCGGUGAUGGUACAACACCUACACCACCAAAAUACAGAACCUCGAAUGAAGAAAUCAGCAUAGUUGAAAUAGACAACAGUCUGCUCUUGAAAAACAAUGGAGAUCCUGUGGAAUGCAUUACAAAGUCUACAUAUCAAGAUUUCCAAGUUCACUUUAAAGAUAAGAAUUAUCUCAUCGAAAGAGCAAUACUUACUCCAAGGAACGAAACUGUGGACGAAGUGAAUAACUACAUGAUAUCUUGCUUAGACGGAGAGCAGAAGGAAUAUUUGAGUUCUGAUAGUAUUGGCGACGACAAAGAAAAAGUGGCAAAUCAGCAUAUUCUAUACCCCACUGAUUUUUUAAAUACGUUGAAAUUUUCAGGGAUUCCAAAUCACAAACUUGAUCUCAAAAUAGGUGUUCCAGUCAUGCUACUAAGAAAUUUAAACCAACGGGAAGGACUUUGCAAUGGUACAAGGUUGCUAAUAACUCGCCUAGGAAACAGGAUUAUUGAAGCAGAAAUUCUUACCGGAACUUAUGUAGGAAAACGGGUUCUUAUUCCUAGAAUAUGUCUCACACCAACAGAUGCAAGAUGGCCUUUCAAGCUGAAACGACGUCAGUUCCCGGUACGAGUAUGCUAUGCAAUGACUAUCAACAAGAGCCAAGGUCAAAGCUUAAACAAAGUUGGUCUAUAUUUGCCAAGUCCAGUCUUCUCUCACGGACAACUGUAUGUCGCCCUAUCAAGAGUCACUACAACUGCAGGGCUUAAAAUUCUUAAAGUAGAGACAAAACAUGAUGACAAUAGAGUUCUACAAAAUAUUGUAUAUCAAGAAGUUUUCAAUAAUAUAUGAAAUACUUAGAAAGAGGUCAAAC